This is a messenger RNA of Centruroides sculpturatus (bark scorpion), 2117 nucleotides long. Its product is annotated as synaptonemal complex protein 2-like. The transcript has 13 exons. The record is from RefSeq and is a predicted model, not a curated record. NCBI's taxonomy places the organism in Eukaryota, Metazoa, Arthropoda, Arachnida, Scorpiones, Buthidae. The coding region runs from base 873 to 2117 and encodes 414 amino acids.
AAAAGGUAGUGUCAUAACAGGACAAAUACUUGAAUUUAAGUAGUGAUUAUUUAGAAUAGUAGUAUUAAUAUACAGUAUUUUGCAAUAAGAACAUUUUAAAAAUUUUUUACAAAAUAUUUUUACACUUAACUGAUUCUUACUUUUUGGACGCACUUUGUAGAUAUGCUGUAUGUUAGACAUUUUCCUAACAGACAUGCUACCAUGGCAAAUACUACAAACUCUUACAAUAUUAAUUUCAAGGUCCCAGCCAUCUGAUACUGACUUUUUGCAUUUAAAUUAUGAUUAGUCUCUGUAAAGAGUGUUAUCAUUUUAUUUUAAAAUAAAACUUAGAAAUUGAAUUGAAUUAAUAUGUAUUGGGCUUUAUUUUUAAUACUGCGUAUAAUUUUAAAAAUCAUUCAAAUAGUUUAGGACUCCUAUGCUUCAGGCUUCAGACUUCCCAAAUUCUACAGUUAAGGCAGAAAAAUUAAGACAACAUUAAAUACCAAUGACUGCUGCCACCAAUCACCUCUCUUGAUCUUGACAAUUGGAGAGUGAACCUGUUAUUGUUUAAUGUCACUUUAAUUUUUAUGCCCUAGGCUCUGCCAUUAUGCAGAGCCUGUUAUAUCACUGUAGAAUGAAGUUUUUCAACUGCAUAAGGUUUCUAUUAUCAAAUUUCAUAAUUAUAGAAUUGUGUGAUAUGCAAUAUGUGAUUUUCAUAGUGUAUUUUUAAUUGUAAAAAAAAUUUUCAUUUUAUUUUUUCAGAAAAAGAACCAGCAAUAAAAAUUUUAAAAUCAUUGUUGCAGUUUGUUACACUUGAAAACAUUUUUAUAUGUUCAUUAAAACAGGCACUUAUUAUAGUUAAUCAAUUGCUAAGAUCAAAGAAUACUUUAACUAUGUUCCGAAAAGAUAUUUUCAAAAGUAAAAGUGUACUCCAUUAUUUGUGCAAUAAACUACCAUAUUUUGGAGAUUUUGAAGCACAAGCUGUUAUCUUGGAAUGUAUAUUUAGAUGUACUGAUGCAUCUAACAGAAAUAAUUGGGCAAAAGAAUGGUUUCCGAAUAAAAGCAUAUAUUCUGUAUUUAUGUCAUUUAAUUUACUGCAGUUUGAAGUGGAUUGUAGAAAAUUUCUUUUACUACUUAAUGAAAAUCAGGGUGAUAAUAGAAGGGUUUAUUCUGUCAUUGCUAAUUCAAUUAUUCUUGGUAACAUAGAGGUUAAGAAACCUCGUAGUUCAGAACUAUGGGUAGAUUUUAAUAUGGAUAGUAAAUGUUUAUCAUUUUAUUGUGCAGAGCUAUCUGAGGAACAGAUAGAGGAGGAAAGUCUUUGGGAAACAAUUAUUUUAAAUUAUGAAAGUGUAUCAGAAUGUAGCUUAAUAGUUGGUUUACAGAAUCAUUGCCAGAAACUACUGAUAAAGUUAAAUCAUUCAUGUAUUCAACUAUUAUGUACUGCAACAUCACCUCAUGUUCCAUAUUUGCCUGGAUUAGAUGAUGAUUCUGUUAGCUUGUACUUUCAAGAAAAUUUGAAUAUCCAUUCUUACAUAGCUCAGAUUUUUACUGAAGCAUAUGUGGGUGAAAUAGUAAAUAAUUCUCAAUGUGAGCUGAAUUCAGCUGAAAAUACAUUGUUUCAAAUGGAAAAGACUAAGAAUGAAGAGAGUAUAGGAUUAGAAAGCAGAACAUUACAAAAGAGCUCUGUUGUUUUGUCACCAGUCUUGCUUUUAGAAAGAAUUCAAAUUGAAAAAGGUGAAAUAGUAAAUAAUUCUCAAUGUGAGCUGAAUUCAGCUGAAAAUACAUUGUUUCAAAUGGAAAAGACUAAGAAUGAAGAGAGUAUAGGAUUAGAAAGCAGAACAUUACAAAAGAGCUCUGUUGUUUUGUCACCAGUCUUGCUUUUAGAAAGAAUUCAAAUUGAAAAAGACAUAUUACCAAUAUCUUGUAUGAAUAAAGAUAAAGAUGAAGAGAAAUCUUUAUUUAAAUGUCAGUCAGAUGAAUUAAGAACUACAAAAUUAAAUUCCGAUUUCAAAAAAGUUAUAGAAGACAAUGAUUUAGAAGCAGAGCAAAUCAAAAAUAAUCAAACUGUUAUAUGUGAAAGUAGCCAAGGUUACGGAGUAAGUAGUACUCAAGUAACACUUACAGGCACUAGUCGGUAA